Oryctolagus cuniculus (rabbit) is the source of this 13778-nucleotide messenger RNA. Lineage: Eukaryota; Metazoa; Chordata; Mammalia; Lagomorpha; Leporidae. The record is from RefSeq and is a predicted model, not a curated record.
AGCAGGCACUUCCUCAGAACCGAAGCAUCUGCAUCCUGGCCACAGUGCAGCUUCCAGAAGCAGGCACUGCAAUCUGUCAUGGCCCCAGCCCGCAUCUACGUUUCUCUGGUUCCUCCAGUCGAGUGCUCAUGCAGGACUCUCUCUGUGCCUCCCCAGGCCAGGGCUGAAUCUAGGGUACACCUGCAUUUACCUUGCUGCAUCAGUGCCUCUGCGUUUGUCUUUCAUGACAGAUGAUGUUUCUGAAGAGUUCUUCCAUGGCAGUUUGGGUUCCUAGGUCUUCUCAUGGUCUCGAGAGUAGUGCUGAGUCCGUGUGCCCUUGAUCAGUCUCAUCAGGACACGUGAUUCAUUCUUAUUUGGAGCUUGGUUAAGGUGCGUUGAAUUGUGAUUUUCAGGCUCCAGAGGAAUGGGCGUGAGCGGUGCCUGUUCCCCUCUAGCUGUGCCUCAUUUGGAAGGGCUGUUUGCGUGAUGGUUUCCCUAACAUGGGGUGCCCUGUUCUCUGCAGUGUGGACCCUUGAGUGUAGCUGAAGAGCAUGUUGUGAGGAACCCGCUGCCUGAGGUUUGAACAGAGCACGUCUGUGCCUUGGUCUACCAACCAUAUGGAACGUACGGGACACUCAAGUGAGCAAAGGGCAGUGUCACUACGACUAUUAAGUGUCAGUGCAACCCCUUCUUCUGGAUAGAACAGGGGCCUUUCUGGAAGCUGCUCUGUGUUUCCCGGGUUUCACGUUAGUUCUCCUGUGUGGCCCUGAGUAGUGAGCGGUGCCAUCUUUAUGACGAAGUUGUCAUGCAUGAGGAAAUCAGAGUUGUGAGGAAAUCCUCCAGUCUCUGUGAGACGUGCCUUAGUGUGCCUGAGACAGGUUUAUUCCAGAAACGCAUUCUGGGAUGUCACCUGCUUACCUUGUUGGAAAGCACUGUCUUCGCCCUUGUGAGGUUGAUGAAAUGGGCCACUUGCCUGCAGCAAACCCUGUGCCUGUGAACACAGGGCCUGUGUCCUUCAGCUCUUAGUGCUUCUUACCAGCAAGGUGGGAAGUGGGUAAGGGAGGAGAGGUGUCGCCGAUAACAGAAAAAGCCAAACACUUAAAGAAAAGAUGGGUGUUUAUGUAAGAAACACCCCUGCCCCAUACCCACUGAGCCACUAGUGUGCCUAGCAACCCAGAACCUGGACCCUAGCAGCAGUAAACAGAACCUCCCCCAGGCUAACAGCUGAAAAGGAAGCAAGAUUGUCAGACUUCCAUGGAGGAGGAGGAGAAGGAGGAGGAAUGCCUCUUGUCCUGCUUCCCAGACCCUGGCUGAUGCUCUACAGGGUACAAGAGAGUAAACAUCAAAAAACAGGAGGCCUGGAUGAUGAAUUGUCUAAUUUAGAUGCCAGGAAAAGUCCCUCCCUCCAUCCCCCGAUUCACACUGAGUGAAUGUCCACACGCGGCUCCACAUAAUGGGGGUGGACUUUGUGGGCACACAUUCAGUGAGUCAUAGGGACCAUGGGUUUUAUGGUGGCGUGGUCCAGUGUUGUGGGGAAGUGGGGAAACCCAGCUGCAUAGCGACCGAGGGUUUGCCUGCGAGCCCCCCAGGAGGCUGGGUCUGGUCAGGAAGCAGAGUCCUGCUGACAGUUGUGCAGGAUGUGUGUUGUGUGUUGCUAGGAACCUAAGCCUCCAAGUACAUGCAGAGAGAAGUCCUGGGGUUGGACUGGGAUAGAUGCACGAAGUAGGAGGGAAGAAAUGGAGCGGCGGAAGCCUGGAAGAGGAAAGAACCUUGGCCGCAGCGCUGAGCUGUGUUCUUGGAGAAGUGAGCAGGGCGAUUGUGUUGUUACAGUACUGCUGGCUGAGGAGGACAAAGUGGAAGAGGAUGUAGUGUUUUACUUAGUGUUUUCGGGUUCUACUCUCCAUCACUGUGCAAGUACUCGGAAGGUUAGCUCGGACACAUUGGAGACCAUUGCUCCCGGCCACGACUGCUGUGAGACGGUGAAGGUGCUGCUCUGCGCCUCCAGAGGGGGCCUCCCCGUGUCUGUGGUGGCCGAGGAAGACUUCCGCUUCGUCCAGGAUGAGGCCUAUGAUGCAGCCCAGUUCCUGGCAACCAGCGCUGGGAACCAGCAGGCCCUGAACUUCACCCGCUUCCUGGACCGGUCAGGGCCGCCGUCUGGGGACGUGGACUCCCUUGAUGAGAAGGUUGCGCUGGCGUUCAGACACCUGAAGCUGCCAGCCGAGUGGAACGUGCUGGGCACAGAUGAAGCUUUGCAUGAUGCUGGCCCCCGUGAGACGUUGAUGCAUUUCGCUGUGCGCCUGGGACUGCUGAGGCUGACAUGGUUCCUGCUGCAGAAGCCAGGUGGCCGCGGAGCUCUCAGUAUCCACAACCAGGAAGGGGCGACGCCUGUGAGCUUGGCCUUGGAGCGAGGGUAUCACCAGCUGCACCAGCUUCUCACCCAGGAGAAUGCUGGAGAGCCCGACCCCUGGAGCAGUCUGUCCUAUGAGAUCCCUUGUGGAGACUGCUCUGUGAGGCACCACCGGGAGCUGGAUGUUUACACGCUGACCUCCGAGUCCGAGUCCCGCCAGGAGCCCCCCUCUUCUGGAGACAGCUGCGCUGGGCAUAUCUUCAAACUCAUGAGCAUCCAGCAGCAACUGAUGAAAACAAACCUCAAGCAAAUGGACAAUCUCAUGCCCUUAACGGUGACCGCACAGGAUCCUUGCCGUCCAUCCAGGGCGCAGGAGACGGAUGGCUGCAUUCUUCCUUGUGCACGAGAGCCCUCGGGCAGCCAGCAGCUUCCUCCUCCCCCUGGAGAGACCCCGAGUGCUGCAUGCUGCCCAGGAGGCCCUGCUGGGCAGAGGGACUGUAGCCACGCGCCGCAGAGCCUGGUUGAGGGAGAGAACAGAGACCAUUCCUCUAUGAAGAAGCCAGGCUUGGAAGGAAAAGGGGAAGAGGUGGAGCCUGCACACACUGGGGAUUCUGGAGUGGUGUCUGGGCAGGAGGGCCGCCUUCAGAGUGAGCCUGGCUGCGGAGUGGGGGGCUCAGAGGACUUGGCAUCCUGUGGAGACAGACAUGAAGAAACUGGAAGAACACGUUCUGGAAUGGCCAGCGGAGAUAGCGUGCCCCAAGGAGACGUGGUCGUGGAGCCAGGCACAGCCUGGUGUCCUGCAGGGGAGCUGGCAGGUGAUGUAGCCACAGAAGUCUGUGCCCUAGCGACUGCGGGGGCAGAAGGAGACCUGGAGCGCCCCGCCGCCCCCAGGCAGAAGGUGCUUCGAGGAGGGAAGCGUCCAGCGGAGAGAUCCGGGAACUCUGAGGUCAGCACAGCUGGGGCGUCUGAUGCGCAGGUCACAGGCAAGCCCGGGGGCAGAGCUGCUGUUCCGAACGGUGUCUCUGCCUCCGCUGCCCGGGCAGGGGACGCGCUGGCGACUGCUGCACUUGCUGUGAGUGGUGGAGAAAGCUCCGUUGAGAAGGCAGCAGACACUGAAACUUCAGGAAGUGCUGAACAGAAUGCUGAUGUUCCAGUAGAUACCAGCUCUCUGGUCACCGCAGGUGCUGCGAAAGACAGGAUGUCAGGUGGAUUGGAACCUGCCUCGGCCUUAGCAGACAUAGGUACGGCAGUGUCAUGCUCGGAUAUAACCGCUCCUGGGCUAGAAGAAGGUGCUCUGGGAGACCAGCAGUCAGAAGCAAAUUCCUCAGCGGGAAGUGAUCCGCAGGACGCUGACCCUCUGUGUCUGCAGGGUGCAGUGCCCUCUAGUGGCGAGUCUGGUGCACAGCACUGCGGUGGCAGAGUGAGUCAGCCCCAAAGCACCCCAGCAGGGCAGCCCAGCGCACUAGAUGCUUCCUCUGCCGUUGGUUGUGAAGAUCCGCAGGCUACAGCCGUCACCUCUGACCCUGGUGGGGAGUCCCAGGAACGCGGGGAUACCUGUCCUCUUGGCAUUUCGGAUAAAAUGGGCCAGAGAAAGGAUUUAAAACGAGAUACACCUGCAGUAAAUCUGUGUGUGGAUGUUUCCCCUCCACGUGAAGUUGUGCCCAAAACUGAGAAAGAAAUGGCGCCAGACCGGGCGCUGACAUCAGGCAGCGCUGUCUCUCUGGCAGGCGGUCCCGGCAGUGAAUCAGUAACCAAAGAUGACGCACUUUCCCCUGUCUCCUCCCAGAAAGAAAAGGGAACAGCAACUCCUCCGCCACAUACAGCUACAGAUGGUGGAGAGGGUCAGGACGGAGAGCCAAGUGGUCCUGUUAAGACGGGCCAAGAAGACCUGGCAACUGGACUGCCCACGUCCUCCCCUGCCUCCCAGCUGCAGCCUGGCAUGGGGAAUACCAGUCCCACAGGACUUGGUGGGGAGCACGAGGGCCCUGGCUCCUCCGCAAACCCUGAAGCUCGGAAUGUCCAGGGGGACACGGAAUCUGCCCUGCAGAGUGUGAGUAAGCCCACAAUGGCUCCUGGUUCAACUUUGACUGAAGAAGAAAAAAUUCUGGUGGUUCCAGAAAGCCCUGUAGCUCAGCGACAGGACGACAGGGGUAAGACAGGGACUUGUUCCUCCAUCAAGGAAGACACACUGUCUUCAGGAGCAUUGCAGGGCGAGCAGAGGGUGCUGCCUCCUGGACUCGAGACUCAAGGACUCUGUAAACAACCCAGCUCGGCUGCCUGCGCCCAGGACAAGGCGCUUCAGGACUGCCAUUCGCUGGGCACACCCUCUGCCUGUCUGAAGACGGACACCAAGCAUGACAAGGAAGUGGCCCCACAGCCGGGUGAAGGUCUGGCUGCAGGGAGUCUGGUGUCACCAGGAGCAAAUCUGGCUGUGGAAGCCUUGACUGUGGAGCAGAACAGCUCCACCCUGCUGCCUGGCCUGUGCUCAGAGGGCUCUCAGGCUCUGCACAGUCUGCCUUUGGCUCCGGGAGUUGAAGCGAAGACCCCUCCACCCCAGGACAGAGCUGGUGCCUGCGAGGUGAGUGGAGAGGAGAGGGUGGAUGCUGCACAAGGCCCUGCCAGGCCCACAAGCAAGGAUUUAUCUGACGACCCCCUGGACAUCCCGCUCCCCAGAGUCCUGCUGAGGCUGGAGAAGAAUGCGAGCCAGGGUUUGCCGGGACCUUUACCGGACACAGUUCCCACAGACCUGCCGGCAGCUGCAGCGCCAGAGAUGCUACCUCCCGAUGGGCAGAAAGGGCGCCUGGAGGGAGCAGACCACAGCUGUACCACGGGCGACUCCAGGGAGGAGCCAGUGGACGACGAUGCCCAGCUGCUUAUUCCCCAGGGGCCCCCCACAGAGCCAGCGCUUGUGGCCCAGGAGGACGAGGCCCCCACUGGCAUGAAAGAACGCAGGAGAGCCUCAGCGCCAGGCAGGGACAGGGGUGCUCCCUCUCCACCUCGCGGGGCCUCUGCCCAAGGGGGGCCUCUGGCUCGGGGAGCCGACUCCAUCGAGGAGGCCGCCACCCGCAUCGUGGAGGCUGUCCUGGAACGCGUCCGGGCCUCAGCAGCACCGGCUCCCGAGGGGCAGCUGUGCCGUCCUGAGUGGCCGGAGGGUGCUCCCCCAGAGAGGGGGCACGCUCUCCCACCCAGGGGGCCCUCGCAGACAGGCAGUGCUCUGCAAGCAGCUGGACAGGAGGCAUCAGAGAAGAGGAGUCUGCCCGCCCCAACAACAGACAUGCCCGACAUGAAAGCUGAAGCUGAAGUGGAUUUUCUGAGUAAUGCCCGAGUGAGUUCAGUUUCUGAAGAGGCGGCUGUGGGCAGCGGAGCGCCUGUACCCAAGAUGAGACCAGGCCCGGAGAGCCAGGCGAUAAACCGGGAAAGCUGGUGUUCACUAGAGCCGUGCCCUGAUGCAGCACCUCUGUUGGCUUCUAAGCAGGGUGCAGAAUGCGAGAAGUUCCUGGAUGGUGGGCUGGGUGGAGAGUGUGCCCCCACACAAGCCGGACUGCAGAGCGCGUCUGGCAGCGAUUCGGAGCUCUUCGCCUCCCCCAGCGACGGCGUGGGCAGCAUCCUGUUUUCAGAGCCCUUACAGGAGCAGUCGGCCAGCGACAUCCUGGGAUCCAGUUCUUCCGCCGAGGACACAGCUUCGCCGGAUCAGCAUUUCUCUCAGGGUGGUGACGUGUCUCUGCCGCAGGUUGCAGAGUUGAACAGGUCCAGAGAUGAGCAGAGCCCUGAUGGCUUUACCAGCCUUGGGGUGGGAGCUGAGGGCCGCGAGAAUGAGAACGAGUCUGGUGGCGGUGGCGAGGUAGAAGAGGAAGAAGAGAUGGACAGCAUCACUGACGUGCCUGCCAGCUGCUCAGUCCUGCGGGGCUCCAUGCGUCCUCUGUCCCCUUUCCGGAGGCACAGCUGGGGUCCUGGGAAGAACACAGCCAGCGAUGCAGAAAUGAACCAGCGGAGUUCAGUGCGAGUUCUUGGGGAUGUUGUCAGGAGACCUCCCAUUCAUAGGAGAAGUAUGAGCUGGUGCCCCUCUGGUGUGCAGUACUCGGCCGCCCUGAGUGCUGACUGUAAUUACAGAAGUUUCAGUCUGGAAGGCCUGGCAGGAGGAGCUGCUCUGGGAGACAAGCCGUCCUUAUCUCUAGAAGGAAGUCCUGCAGACAGCAAAGAGCUCAGAUACCCUUUCAGCCGCGAGGAGCGGGGAGGCUCUCUGCUGUCACUCUCGGAAGAGGACCUGGAGUCUGAGCAGAGAGAACACGGGAUGCUUGAUCGUCAGAUGCGCCACAGAUCCAAGCAGCAGGGGUUCAACUACUGUACGGCAGCCAUUGCUUCUCCGCUGACGAAAUCCGUCUCGCUGAUGACGAUCAGCCAUUCGGGACUGGACACUCAGCAGCAGGUGCAGCCCCCGAGGCAGAUCUCCUUCUCCGUGAGCGUCUCUCCGCUCCUCCUCAAGUCUAAAGCGCUCUUUUCUCUCGGCUCCUCUGACUCCAGUGAGGAGGAGGAGCUGCAUAACUCACGGUCCUUCCACAACGCCAGUGCUCAUCUGACCGAGAGUAUAACAGAAGAAAGCUACAACUUCCUGCCACAGAGCCCUUCCAAGAAAGACUUUGAAGGGAAGAGUGGAACAAAAGUCAGUCGCACAUUCAGCUACAUCAAGAAUAAGAUGUCCAGCAGUAAGAAGAGUAAAGAAAAGGAAAAAGAGAAAGAGAAAGUGAAGGAGAAGGAGAAGGACUGUAGAGAGAAGGAGAAGGACAGGAAGGCCGCCAGCGGGCACUCCUUCAGCCCCGUUCCUGUGGUGGGCCCCGUCAGCUGCAGCCAGUGUGCGAAGCCGUUCACCAGCAGAGACGCCUACACUUGUGCAAGCUGCGGUGCCUUCGUCCACAAAGGCUGCAGGGAAAGUCUGGCCUCCUGUGCAAAGAUCAAGAUGAAGCAGCCCAGAGGGAGCCUUCAGGCGCACGACACCUCCUCACUGCCCACGGUCAUCAUGAGAGCCAAGCCCUCACAGCCCAAGGAGCGCCCUCGAUCUGCAGUCCUCCUCGCCGAGGAAACCGCCGCUGCCCCCGUGUUUGCCCAGAGACGGUCCCAGCAGAGCGUCUCUCUCUCCAAGAGUGUCUCCAUACAGAACAUCACGGGAGUUGGCAAUGACGAGAGCAUGUCCAACACCUGGAAGUUCCUGUCCCAUUCAACAGACUCACUAAACAAAAUCAGCAAAGUCACGGAGUCCACAGAGUCACUCACCGAUGAGGGAGUAGGUACGGAUAUGAACGAAGGACAACUGAUGGGGGACUUUGAGAUUGAUUCCAGACAGCUGGAAGCUGAGUCCUGGAGUCGGAUUGUGGACAGCAAGUUUCUGAGACAGCAGAAGAAAGAUGUGAUCAAACGGCAGGAAGUGAUCUAUGAGCUGAUGCAGACAGAGUUCCAUCACCUCCGCACCCUCAAGAUCAUGAGUGACGUGUACAGCCGCGGCCUGGUGGCGGAGCUGCACUUCGAACAGCAGAUGGUGGACAAGCUGUUCCCCUGUUUGGACGAGCUCAUCACUAUCCACAGCCAGUUCUUUCAGAAGAUCCUGGAGCGGAAGAAGGAGUCUGUGGUGGACCAGAGUGAGAACUUUCUCAUCCAGAGAAUAGGGGACAUGCUUGUCAAUCAGUUUUCCGGUGAGAAUGCACAACGCUUGAAGAAGACCUAUGGCAAGUUUUGUGGGCAGCACAACCAGUCUGUGAACUACUUCAAAGACCUCUACACCAAGGAGAAACGCUUUCAGACCUUUGUGAAGAAGAAGAUGAGCAGCUCGGUAGUAAGGAGGCUUGGAAUCCCCGAGUGCAUACUGCUCGUAACCCAGCGGAUCACCAAGUACCCAGUUUUAUUCCAAAGAAUACUGCAGUGUACCAGAGACAACGAGGCAGAGCAAGAAGCCCUCACCCAGUGCCUGAGCCUGGUGAAAGAGGUGAUCGGGGCUGUGGACAGCAAAGUGGCGAGUUACGAAAAGAAGGCACGGCUCAGUGAGUUCUACACCAAGACGGACAGCAAGUCGAUCAUGAGGAUGAGUAGCGGUCAGAUGUUCGCCAAGGAGGACCUGAAACGCAAGCAGCUCGUGCGGGACGGGAUCGUCUCUCUCAAGAGCUCCGCUGGCCGGCUGAAAGAGGUCCAGGCCGUCCUGCUCACUGACAUUCUGGUUUUCCUUCAAGAGAAAGACCAGAAGUACAUCUUCGCGUCACUGGACCAGAAAUCGACGGUGAUCUCCUUAAAGAAGCUGAUCGUGAGGGAAGUGGCGCAUGAGGAGAAGGGCUUGUUCCUCAUCAGCAUGGGGGUGAAGGACCCAGAGAUGGUGGAGGUCCACGCCGGCUCCAAAGAGGAAAGGAACAGCUGGAUCCGCACCAUUCAGGACACCAUCAACACCCUGAACAGAGAUGAAGACGAAGGAAUCCCCAGUGAGAAUGAGGAGGAAAAGCGAAUGUUGGACACCAGAGCCCGGGAGUUGAAAGAGCAGCUGCGGCAGAAGGACCAGCAGAUCCUGCUGCUCCUGGAGGAGAAGGAGGCGAUUUUCCGGGACCUGGCGGAGUGCAGCGCUCCGCUGCCCGAGGACUGCUCCCCUGCUCACAGCCCCAGAGCCCUCUUCCGCGCCAGCACGCAGGAGGCUCUCAAAGGAGGACCGCUCAUGAGAAGCGCGAUGAGCGAGGUGGAGGUCCUUCAGGGUUUGGUGAGUGGAAGUCUGGGAGGCCCCCUGGGGCAGACGGCCAGCAGCCCUGUGGAGCAGGAAGGCAGCGUGGGCCCUGUGUCCUUGCCUCGCAGAGCAGAGACCUUCGGCGGAUUUGACAGCCACCAGAUGAACGCUUCAAAAGGAGGUGAGAAGGAAGAGGGAGAUGAUGGCCAGGAUCUUAGGAGAACGGAGUCAGACAGUGGUCUGAAAAAGGGUGGAAACGCUACCCUGGUGUUUACCCUGAAGAGAAACACGGAGCAGGUGGUGCAGAGCAUCGUUCACCUGCACGAGCUCCUGAGCACCCUGCAGGGCGUGGUGCUGCAGCAGGACAGUUACAUCGAGGACCAGAAGCUGGUGCUGAGCGAGAGGCCGCUCACGCGGGGCGCGUCCCGCCCCAGCUCCCUCGUGGAGCAGGAGAAGCAGCGCAGCUUGGAGAAGCAGCGUCAGGACCUGGCCAACCUGCAGAAGCAGCAGGCCCAGCACGCCGAAGAGCGGCGCCGUCGCGAGCGGGAGUGGGAGGCCCGUGAGCGGGAGCUGCAGGCGCGGGAGGCUCGGCUGGCGGAGCGUGAGGAGCAGGUGCAGCGGGGCCAGCGGGACCUGGAGAGGGAGCGAGAGGACCUGCAGCAGCGGAAGGGCGCCUACCAGUGCGACCUGGAGCAGCUGCGCGCCGCCCAGAGGCAGCUGGAGAGAGAGCAGGAGCGGCUGCGGCGGGACGCUGGGCGGCUGGGCCAGGGCCACGUGGAGCGUGACCUCUGCCAGGUCUCCCGUCCACACGGCAAGCUGAUGAGGAUCCCGUCCUUCCUACCCAGCCCUGAGGAAUCGUCUCUGCCGCCCGCACCCGCCGCUGCCAGGUCAGGGCCGUUGGACUCCGAGCUUUCCGUGUCCCCAAAACGGAACAGCCUGUCCCGGACACAUAAGGAUAAGGGGACUUUCCACAUCCUUGGUUCAGCCAGCCAGACUCACAGAGGGCCAGAGGGGCCGAGCCUGCCCCCUGGGUGCUCCUCCUCCUCCUCCACACCCUCCUCCCGCCUGUUUGGCUUAGCGAAGCCGAAGGAGAAAAAGGAGAAGAAGAAGAAGAGCAGAGGAGGCCGCAUUCAGCCGGGAGAAGCUCCUGUGUCAGAAGCAUCAGCAGAGGGGGAAGAGAUCUUCUGCUGAGCGCCGCCCCCCCGCCCUCCUGCUGCCCUGCCUGCGUGCGCAAGCUCCCCCGCACCGGAUGGCCUGUCCUGGGUUCCCAGGGCCUCGGGGAGAGGAGCAGAUUGUCUCGUGAGUCAGGGUGGAGAGAGGCCCAGACCCUGCUUUGUCUGUGACCUGUGGGUGCCCAGAACUCACAGGUGGGGCCGGCUGCGCCCAGGCCUCUGUUGAAGGUGGUGGCCCCAGAGUGCAGGUGAGCUCCUGGGCACAUCCAGGAUCCCUGAGAGCUGAACGAGUUGCCAAACGAGGUCUGAAACUCCUGCUGCCUUUUAUUUGGGGGAACAUGACCAAAGUGAAUGAGCAGAGAGCUUGGACUGUCUGUGUGCUCACAGGGACCGUUGGCCUGGACACCCAGGGCAUGCCACAGCACACGGUGUGUGCCCGAAUUAGGCCCUUGUAGCUCAGCACGAGUGGCAGUGCUGUGCUGCUGGGCGCAUGGCACUUGGUGCUCACCCACGGUCUUCAGAGGCUGUGCCCUCCCCUGUGAGACCAGGGGAGGGCGGGAUCUGCCCACCCUGACCUCUCUCAGGGCGCUCAGGGGAAAGAAGAUGGCGUGUCGUCACGAUCCCCAGGAAGUGCAUGGUUUUCCAAGUAGUUUGCCCUCACGUUCUGGGCACCGAUAAAAUGAGAGGCGCCUCACCAGCUCUCCCUGCGGUGUGACACUUGCUGGUGUCACAGAGUACCCAUGAGUGGCACUCUCCCUGGUAAUGUUUCUGAAACCUUGGCGGCCCCCAGGGCAGCUCCUGGUGGGACCGGGCAGGGACCACUGGCGGAGAAGGAGGUGCAGGUGGAGGGCUAGGCCUGGCUGCUGCCUCUGCAGCCCACACAAGGAGCUGGCCCAAGACACACUUCGACCCGGGUCAGGAGACCUUGGCCAAGUUCUGUUUCUUAAGCAUUUUUCCAAGUUAACGUCCGUCAUUAGUAAUUGGGCUGUACCCCUCAGAGCUGUCACAGAUGCUGCCUGUGUCUUUUCUCCUCUUCCUUCUCCGCUGUGUCCGUGGUCUGUGUGUGCUGGGCUGUCCUCGCUGGCAUCCGGUGCCGUCUCUGGGGCCCCGGGAGGCUGCGCUUGCCACAUGGCCUUUGGUGCCUGCGCUCUGCUCCUGGAGGCGGGGCCCUGGACAUUCACAGAAACAAAACCAUCUGUAACCUGGUGCUGGUUGGUGAGGCGCAAGCUGGCCUUGCAGGUGGGGUAUUUAUCUUUCAGUUUAUUUGAAAGAGGUCUGGUUCUGAAUGUGUAACCUAGAUUUGUUUUAUUUAUUGUGUGUGUGUAUGUGUGUGUGUGCAACCCUGAAGUGCUGAGCUGAGGCGGCCGCUGCGCCGCCAGCUCCCCCACACCCGCCUUCCCAGGGACCUGGCGGUUCCAGUGGAAGCGCAGGCUUGGGGAAGGUGCCCGGGCCUUCCCUCCCGACCCUCGGGCCAUCCUUGUCCCAGUGUCUUCCUUGAGGAACCUGCCGCCUCUGUGGGAUGCCUUUGCUUUAAUAAAUUCUCAGCCCCAGAAAGACUUCGAAACUCAAGCCCUCUGUUUUCUGCUGGAGCCGUGGUGCACCCACUACAAAGCCCAAACAGCGACCAGUCUGGUGCUUCCUCCACUGCUCCAUACAACUCCCAGGUUACAGCCAAGACCUGCCGUGGCUGCAGGACCCGGCCACUGGCCUGUCACCCCUGUGGCUCUGCCCCUCGCCCCACCCUGCAGAGUGCUGUGCUGGCCGGGAAGGCCUGGCUCCUCCCCGGGGCUCGCAGGCAGGCAGUCUGGAGCCAAGGUGAGCGAGCCUGUGGCCUGCAGUCUGCAGCGGACGCUGUCCACAGCCUGCCACUCCCACCUGGCUGCAGCGGCCCUGGCUUGUCAGGGAACGAGCGCUGUGGAGCAGAAAGAGCACUCCCCGAGAACGGGCGCCCCUGCCGGGCCUCGCCCUCCUGCUUUGAGCUUGGCCGCGAGGAGAUCCAUUUUUGCUGCUGUGCUCUGGCUGUGAUCUUGAGCGCUCGGGGUCCGAUCCCUCCUGCCUCACUGUCCUGGGGACCCGGAUUUCAUCCCGAGACCGCUCCCCACCUCCCUGAAGAAACCAAGUGCCUGGCGUCGUGUGGGUUUGGGCGCACAGAUGGAGCUGCCCACCCAGGGUGCCGGUUUCCAGAGCGGAGUGCUCCUCCCGGGAGGAGGAGCCUGUGGCGCCACAGGGCCGUGACACGUGCACGUGCGUGACCCUUGCGGCCAGCUUCCUCAGACAGUCCAGUGUGUGCCUGUGUCUCCUCGGAAGUGGGGAGGCUUAGACCACGCAGCCUGCCUUCGCCGCCGUCUGCAGGGAGGGCCUUGCGGGAAGGUACCAAUUCUGCCUUUUUCCUUGUCGUGUCUCAGGGCAGCAGCACUCACCACCGGCCUGUGCUGUUUCCUCCCCCUCCGUGGUCUCCCCGAGGCCUCCGUGAACAGAAAGCACCCAUUCAAGAGACCCCUUGGGGCUGUGUUCGGCCCUUUAUCUGAGGAUGAGGUAUAGGGUGCAGGGAUUCGAUUUAGUUCCCUCCCUUAAAGGGUGGAACCUUCUGGGCCAGAGGUUGCUGUGCAUACAAGUGCUGUUUCAAUCUUUGUCUCGAAAGCUCUUCCCUUAGCUAGUUCCUUCCUCCCAAGGCCUUGGCGUUGGCAUUGGCGCCGAGCUUCACUCCAAGGACCCGCGCCACUGUGCCACUGUGCCUGGAGGUCAGCCCAACCCUGGUGAGGGGACUGUGUCCAGAAGGAGGGUGCAGCAAGGCUGUCCCGGCACCGCGCCUGUGUCGGCUGUGCCCACGCAUCCUCUGACACAGGGCAGAGUUGGUUUGCAUUGGUUCUUAACCUCUCCUCUGCCACAGCGAAACGCUGCUAGGCAGCUAGAGCUUGGGGGUCCGGAGCCUGCUGGCCAGGUUUCAGAGGGGGAGGUAGAAGGAUGGAUGGGAAAACAGGCAUCUUUUACUUCCUCAUCUCAUUUAAACUGUCAGGUAUCAACAGGUCACGGUCUCCAUCUCCCUAAGCUUUGUGGGGGGCUCUACGGCUCCUGGCUGCCCCCUCGCCACGCCCAGCCCCAUGUCCCCCACCACGGGAGCAGGCGACCUGCCCUUACGGGGCCCCCACCGUGCUCCACAGGAAGCACAGACCCUGCUCCCCAGACCUUCCCCGCCCCACGCUUCCGCCUCUGGCCAGCACCUGAGGCACAGGCCGUCCCGGGUGCCGACGGGACAGUGCCGGUCAGCCUCCCUGUGGCUGGGUCAGCUGUGGGCUCCUGUGUCACGCACCGCGCGCCCCGUGCUCACUGCUGUCUGCAGAUGUCACUGCUUCUGUGCUCAGUCCCAUUGCAGGGAAGGAGGCCGGAGCCCAGCUGUUGUGCGUGGACUUGUAAUUAUGUACACAGUGAGCAGUUGUGAACUGUACCUUUUUUUCAGUGUGUUUUCUGGAAUUUUGCCAUGACAUACUGGCUCUGUAUUUGAUUUAUCUUCCUUCCUAGUUACUGGCUUCAGACUUGUGAAGUCCUCCCAGCCCUCCCAAAAAAAUUAAAUAAAUGAACUUCCUUUGAA